GAAGAAUCAGUAGGAGGAAGAGAGGAGACAGAGUGACACGGGAACGGAUCAACGUCACCUGACACAGAGCCAACACGUGUCAUACAGGCAUCGCUGCCCUCAGUAGAGUCAUCGCUAUGGCCACCGCCUCCAUGGCAACGGGGGGUACAUAUCGCUGAAGCAGCAUGGUCCAACCUCAUUAAAGAUGAAGACUAAAUACUUCGCAGCAGGACAGAUGCUGAGCUGCUGGCACGGUAGAUUAUGGAAAGAGGAAGAGUGGGCAGCACGUGCUGCCACCUCCUGUACCAACACAACAACAUCCGUUACUACACAUCAUAAGCCUGAUAUGUUUAACCCGAUGACGCCCUUCCUCCUGGCUUACAAGAAACUCCUGAACACAUAUAGACUAUCGGUACAUCUUGGUACAUCUUGAUGCACAAGGCCGUUUUCAGCCAGCAGAUGUCACUCCAGAGCGACACACUACCGGUUUACUACCGAGGAGAAAACUAAUGCAGGAAGAAACUAAAUCCUGCACGUCACCAUGUGAAGCUGCAGGUACAGAAGACGAAGCUUUGGGGUCAUUACUGGACAUAGGUGGGUGCUGGUGGGUGCUGGUGGGUGCUGGUGGUCCGCCAGUGUUCACUCUUUUGUGUAUGAGCGACUGCGACACGGCCGCUGUGCGGAACAAUAAUCCCGCCACAAAUAGUCACCGUGUGCCGCUGGACUGCUGCGGAGGACUCAACAACGUGGACUACUCCAAGAUGGACUUGACGCUGAUGGAAGAACUACGAAAACACGUCGACUUUGGCGACUCCAGCUUUUGCAUCGCUGUGAUCGCCAUCGUUUUCAACCCUCUCUUCUGGAAUGUGGUGGCGAGAUGGGAACAUCGUACGCGGACGAUCUCCAGGUGGUUUGGCGGCCCUCACCCGGCGUGUUACUGCCUGGGCUUCGUCAUCGUUUUGCUCAACGUGUACCGCAGCCACAGUGUGACAGCGGCAAUGAAGGCGCAAGCCAGGUGGGACGUGAUGGACGGGACGGGCGUCUUCUACACUGGGGUAGCUCUCAUGGUGCUGGGAACCCUACUGGUGGUCAGCAGCUUCCUGGCUCUGGGAUUCACUGGAACCUUCCUAGGUGAUUACUUUGGCAUCCUGAUGGAUGAGAAGGUGUCGGGUUUUCCCUUCAACAUCACAGAGAACCCGAUGUACUGGGGCAGCACUGCCAACUACCUCGGCCUGGCACUCAUUGGUGCCUCUCCUGUUGGACUUGUCCUGACUGCCAUAGUGGCUGUGGCUUACAAGGUGGCGUUAAGAUUUGAGGGACCAUUCACUGAACAGAUCUAUCAGGAGAGGAGUCAGCGCAGCAAAUAGUGGCUUCACAGACACUUCCUGUUCCUUGUGUGGCCGAGGAUUCCCAUCCUGUCAUGCGAACAGACAGAUGGACUGAUCGACGGACAGAUUUUUCAAACGUCGUGAUCACUAAUCCACCUCCAGCGUGGAUACAAAGGAAACGCUUACACUGCAGCUCCAAGUGUUCCUCCUCUAAUUAAGUUCAAACUCUUCUACUGAAUGUUGAGGCUUUUUAAAGUAUUUCUGAUAAAGUAUGUCACAUGUGGAUAAUGUAUUAGGCUAAUGUAUAUGUAUUAGUUUGAUAUUUUAGACAUGACAAUAUUGAUAUCACUCUUAUAUCUGAAAGGGGAAGCUGACCAAUUUUAGGCACCAAAGUCUGUUCUACUGUACUAUGUGAAAUAUGUUGCCUUUUGUGUCUGCAGACAGCUGUUUGAAACUCCUUUCCUGGUGUAUUACUAUGUGAACACAAACAGUAUUUUGACCUACAGGCACUGUUAUCUUUGGCAUGUAGUGGUGUAAAUGGCUCCUUUUCAAGGUAUCGGCAAGAAGUUAGCAAAGACUGAAAGCACAGAGAAGCAGCUAAUAUUUUGUUUUUCACAAAUUCAUCACUGCCACAAGUUCUCAAUUGAUUACGAACGCUACAACUCAUAUAUAUUCAUCACAGGUCCUCCUACCUAAACAACCAUAUGGGUCCUGACACAACCCUGAAGUAGUGCCCCUACAGGCAGCAUGCCUACCUGACCUCGGUUGUCAUGGUUACCAUAAUAAAUACACGACUGUAACAGGACCGUAAUGGUCCUGGCUUGGUUAGGUUUAGGGUAAGAUCGUGAUUUGGGUUAAAAUAUGUACUUCCUCAACAUUAGACGAUCUUUGUUGUCGUGGUUACAAUAAUAAAAUGUGGUUAACUUUGGAAAACGCUCAUGGAUAACAGAAACAACAUAAACUGCUGGUUUCACAUGGGAGUCGAACACCGCUCUCCUGUGUCGUGUUCCUGUGUUUUGUUGACCCGUCCUCCUCCUGACGUCGCCACACUUUCCUCUUUGCUCUUGUCAUAAUUACUACGACCACUAGAUGUCGCCUAGCAACAAAACGUAACUAUGGGUCAUUGUAACCUGCUGCACAAACGACCUAUGUGCUGUUUUUUUUGGGUUUUUUUUACAGGACGACAGUGUCAUUCUGUAUAGUGACAUCGUCCUGGAUUAACUGGUGUAACAAUUUCAUAGUGUCCUUCAAAGCAAAACAACAACAAUAAAAAAAGAAUUGAGGAUGAUGAAGGCCUCUGCUGUAGCAGCUCCAUUCAGAGUAAAAUAAUAAUUCUGUUUUCAUCCUACGAAACCAACCUUCAACACUAAUCGCCUUCAACACUGCCGUUGCUGUUGUAACCACAGAUUUCUUGUAAUACACUAUUACUCAUUGUUAGACACUGUUUUUACUGUUAUACUGUCUAUGACAUGAAUCCAUUUAAAUGACAGAAAAGUUAUACCAGCUCUGGUUUUAUACUGUACCUAUGCAAACCAUUCCAAACUGAAUAACACACACUGUUUGGUAAUGUACUGUACAUUGAUGUGUUAUUUUUUUUUAUGUAAUAAAAGAAUGAGCCACGGGGUAAA
Seriola aureovittata is the source of this 2935-nucleotide messenger RNA. RefSeq names its product phosphatidylethanolamine N-methyltransferase (gene pemt). Gene Ontology annotation, biological process: phosphatidylcholine biosynthetic process. The coding region runs from base 489 to 1346 and encodes 285 amino acids. The record is from RefSeq and is a predicted model, not a curated record. Gene Ontology annotation, molecular function: phosphatidylethanolamine N-methyltransferase activity. The transcript is spliced from 12 exons. Lineage: Eukaryota; Metazoa; Chordata; Actinopteri; Carangiformes; Carangidae.